Messenger RNA from Racocetra persica, 324 nucleotides. NCBI's taxonomy places the organism in Eukaryota, Fungi, Glomeromycota, Glomeromycetes, Diversisporales, Gigasporaceae. The record is from the annotation of a GenBank genome assembly.
AUAAAAUAACUACUCAAACAAUUAUACAUGCAUGGCAGCGAACUGGUAUUUUACCUGAUGGUACUGAUGUUAAUGUUGAUAAUGAAACUAUCCAAUCUAUUGAGCAAUCAACCAAUUCCGAAUUACUAAUGCUUAUAAAUAAAUUUUCUCUUGGCAUUGAAGAAAAUCGAAUAGAAUUAGAUGAAUUUAUUAAUUUAGAUAAUUAUAUUGCAGCUAAUGAAAUGCUGUCAAUGAAGUCUAUAAUUGAAACAGUUGAAGGAAAAGAAUCUUCCGAACCUGAUCUUUCAUUAAUCCAACAUAUUUUCUAUAAAUCAGCACUUGAAU